This is a messenger RNA of Fusarium oxysporum Fo47, 1717 nucleotides long. RefSeq names its product proteasome regulatory particle lid subunit RPN5. Gene Ontology annotation, cellular component: nuclear proteasome complex; proteasome regulatory particle, lid subcomplex; cytoplasm. Bases 158 to 1603 code for a protein of 481 amino acids. The transcript has 4 exons. Lineage: Eukaryota; Fungi; Ascomycota; Sordariomycetes; Hypocreales; Nectriaceae. The record is from RefSeq and is a predicted model, not a curated record.
GAAUCGACCAGCUUGGACUAAACCAAACACGCCCCCACGACCUUAAACUCAUCGCAACAACAUUACACACGAACAAUCCCUGAACUCGAACUCUCCAAUUCAAACUUUUGCCGAUAAUUACAGAUCUUGAGGGGACUACAUCGCGAUCGCCGCUACCAUGUCUGACGGAGUUUUAAAGCCCGAGAAGGACUUCUCGAAGGAAGUUGACCAGCAGCUUCCCGAAGCUGAGAAGCUGGCAGCGUCCGGUAACCUCCAAGGCGCCAUUGAGAAGCUUGCUGCGCUCGAGAAGCAAACCCGACAAGCCUCCGAUCUUGCGUCCACAUCACGAGUCCUGAUCGCAAUCGUCACACUAUGCAAAAAUGCGGGCGACUGGAGCUUGUUGAACGACCAGACCUUGGUCUUGUCCAAGAAGCACAGUCAGCUCAAGCAAGCCAUCACCAAGAUGGUCCAGACCGUCAUGGGCUUCCUCGACGACACCCCCGACCUCAAGACCAAGCUCUCUGUAAUCGAGACCCUGCGAACAGUAACAGAGGGAAAGAUCUUCGUCGAAGUCGAACGAGCCCGUGUCACCAAGAUCCUUUCCGACAUUAAGAAGAAGCAGGGUGAUCUAAAAUCCGCCACCGAGAUUCUUUGCGAGCUGCAAGUCGAGACCUUUGGUUCAAUGGAUCGACGGGAAAAGACCGAGUUCAUUCUGGCGCAAGUUGAGCUAUGCAUUGAGAGCGGAGACUGGACACAGGCUGCUAUUCUAGGUCGCAAAAUCAGCACCCGGUAUCUUUCUCGCAAGCCUAAAAAGACAGCCGAGCAGCUUGAGAAGGAGCAAAAGGAGCGUGAAAAGAAGAAGGCCCGCGGCGAGGAGGUUCCGGAGGAGAAGGAGGACGACACAACUGAUCUGAAGCUGCGUUACUACGAGCAGCAGAUCAUCCUUGCCAAGCACGAGGAGAAGUACCUGGAUGUGUGCAAGCAUUAUCGGCAGGUUCUGGACACAGAAGCAGUUGAGGAAGACCCAGCCAAGCUUCGACCUGUCCUGCAACGCAUUAUCUACUUUGUCAUCCUAGCUCCCUAUGACAACGAACAGCACGAUCUUCUCCACCGAAUCCACAAAGACACACGCAACUCCGAAGUUCCAGCCGAAGCAGAACUUCUGCGACUCUUUACUGUUCAUGAGUUGAUGCGAUGGCCAGAGAUCUCUAAGAGAUUCGGCCCUCACCUCUGCAGUACCGACGUCUUUGACGCGCAGCCAGGUCAAUCUUCGGACGACAAGGCUCAUCAGCGAUGGCAGGAUCUGCGAAAGCGAGUGAUUGAGCACAACGUUCGAGUUAUUGCCAAGUACUAUACUCGCAUCCAGAUGAGCCGCCUGACUCAGCUACUUGAUCUUGCCGAGGACGAGACAGAGAAGUAUAUCAGCGAGCUUGUAACUUCCAAGACUGUCUACGCCAAAAUUGAUCGACCCGCACGAAUUGUGAGCUUCGCAAAGCCUAGAGAUGCUGACGAUGUCCUCAACGAGUGGAGUCACAACAUGAAGAGUCUCCUGGGACUAUUGGAGAGAAUUGAUCACCUCAUCACCAAGGAGGAGAUGAUGGCACGAAUCCAGCCUGCUAAAUAAGACUAUGGAGUACAGGAUAGAGCGAUUCAUAAUUCAUGACGGUUUAGGUGGUCUGUAAUUAUACAGGUUAGAUAGUCCUCUGGAUGAGGAUAUAUGACAUGGCAUUUGGUGUAU